AUGCCAGCCCUCAAACUGAGCAUGGCCGCUGCUUCCUUCUGCGCCAAACCCUACAAAUGGCCUCGCUCCGCUUUCCCUCCUUCCCCUUCUCCCAAUUCACCCACCACCACCUCCGCCGCCGGUCUCCUCCCUCUUCCGCCCCCUUCCUCCGCCGCCGCCGUGCUCUCGCUCUGUGCGGUCCCAAUCAAUUGCGGAAGAGCGUGGCGCAGGAUACCACCCUGCGCACACCUCGCACCUUUUAAUGAUUGUUAUCGGGCUGCCGGAUUCUCCGCUGGAUCCGAUUCUUCCUCGUCGUCGCCUUCCGGGUCCGGUGGUGUGAUCGCGGAAGAUAUGGGAUCCGGUAACAAGGCGCCCGUGGACGGCGUCGAGUGGUACCCUGGUGGCGACGGCGUGAACGGAUUAGAUCGACCGUCUUCUUCGCCGUCGCCCGAUCAUCGGAAGCAGGAGGAAUGCUCGUCGAAAUUUCUCACGCUGCCUACCAUUUUAACACUCGGCCGCGUUGCUUCCGUGCCGCUUCUCAUCGGCACCUUUUACAUUGACACUUGGUUGGGAAGAACUGCUACAACUAGUAUCUUUCUUGCUGCGGCAGUAACUGAUUGGCUUGAUGGGUACCUCGCGCGGAAGAUGAGGUUAGGGUCUGCCUUCGGUGCAUUUUUGGAUCCUGUAGCUGAUAAGCUUAUGGUUGCUGCUACCUUGGUUCUCUUGUGUACUCAACCUUUGGAAGUUCCUAUGCUCGGGCCAGUGCCAUGGCUACUCACUGUGCCUGCGAUUGCUAUUAUUGGUCGGGAGAUAACAAUGUCAGCAGUCAGGGAAUGGGCUGCUUCGCAAAAUACGAAGCUUCUAGAGGCUGUUGCAGUAAAUAACUUGGGGAAAUGGAAAACUGCUACACAGAUGAUCGCGUUAACCAUACUUCUUGCGACCCGAGAUGGAGGGGUUGGAGGCCAUGGGGCAUUUGUAGCCUCUGGUGUUGGUUUGCUUUAUAUUUCAGCAGGUCUCUCGGUAUAUUCUUUAGCCGUGUACAUGAGUAAGAUUUGGAAAGUACUGCUCAAGUAG
Messenger RNA from Linum trigynum, 1053 nucleotides. The record is from the annotation of a GenBank genome assembly. Lineage: Eukaryota; Viridiplantae; Streptophyta; Magnoliopsida; Malpighiales; Linaceae.